CCUCAGACCAUGGCCGAGCACCGGAACCUGAACGUGUGGCGUGCCACGCACAUCCUCAUCUACAUCUGCUCGAUCGGGACGUCGCUGGGCGCGCUGCUGAGCUACCGCAACAUGAACUCCAGCCUGGAGACCACCAUGGGCAAAUGCAUGCUCUACACGCAGCCCUGGGUCGAGCUGAACGUCAAGACGGGCAACUGCCGCAUCGACCUGGCGCGCACCGAGUGGGGAGGCGACGUGCUCUGCAACUUCGUGCUCUUCUCCAUGCUCGCCUCGUUCGUGUACGGCAUCAUCUCCGUCUGGUUCUUCAUCAUGUGCGCGCCCAGCCGGCACCUACCCGAGGACGACAGCAUCGUGCACGUGUGGAAGAUAGUGCCACCGGCCACGACUCUGAGCACCGUGCUCGCGCUACUUACUCUCAUCAUGGCCUGGCUGGUGACAAGCGGUGUGAACACCUUCUUCUACGAGCUCGAGCUACGCGUCCUGAGGAAUUGCACCACCCGUGCGGGCGGACCUGCAGCCUGGGAAAACGAUAGCGUGGCUACACUCUACAACGAGAGACUCACCACGCAGAUCUUCGUGUGGCUGAUCGUGCUGUGUUGGGUGAUGGCGACCCUGUCCCUUGUCUGCCGCUGCAUGACGGCUGCCGACUUCGGCACAAGCGGAGAUAGCACUCAGCACCCUGGUGGCGAAAUGGUGACCUACUUGGGUGGCCUUGUGUCUUCGCUCUACCGUGCCGGUCGGCAGCCCACAGUUGCCGUCGCCCAGGUGACCGCCAGGCCGCGUCCUACGCAGGAGCAGCGAGGGCAGGUGUGA
Rhipicephalus sanguineus (brown dog tick) is the source of this 813-nucleotide messenger RNA. RefSeq lists its product as uncharacterized. The record is from RefSeq and is a predicted model, not a curated record. The transcript has 5 exons. Lineage: Eukaryota; Metazoa; Arthropoda; Arachnida; Ixodida; Ixodidae. The coding region runs from base 10 to 813 and encodes 267 amino acids.